Messenger RNA from Mercenaria mercenaria, 1153 nucleotides. RefSeq names its product RYamide receptor-like. Gene Ontology annotation, biological process: G protein-coupled receptor signaling pathway. Gene Ontology annotation, molecular function: G protein-coupled receptor activity. Bases 1 to 1068 code for a protein of 355 amino acids. The transcript is spliced from 2 exons. NCBI's taxonomy places the organism in Eukaryota, Metazoa, Mollusca, Bivalvia, Venerida, Veneridae. Gene Ontology annotation, cellular component: membrane. The record is from RefSeq and is a predicted model, not a curated record.
AUGAGAUUUUUAAAUGACUCGGAACGUUUGACAGACAAACAUUCCGAAAAUUACAUUUCUGAAGAAUACGCAUUACCAGACUCAGUUACUUACACGUUGUUAGGACUCCAUAUUGUCCUGGUAUGCACAAGUUUGAUAGCGAAUGCUAUCAUUCUGAUAUAUUUCCUCUCCAUCAAGAGAGCCAAAACGAAUGCAAACUACUACUUGGUGGCGUUGGCAGUUAGUGACAUUCUACUGACAGUAUGGUGUGAACCAUUCACAGUGUUUAGCAACUUGGUCAACUACCACUGGAUAUUUGGACAUUUCAUGUGUUCAAGUGUGAGCUAUAUCCAGACAGCUUGUGUUAUUCAGCGUUCCUUUACGCUUGUAGCGUCUUCAGUCGACAGAUACUUAGCAAUUCGCUGGCCAUUGAAGGAACAGGCGCCAUGUUUGGUCGUUGCUGGUAUUAUUGCCGCUAUCUGGAUUGUUUCGUUGGUUUUCCCAGUUCCGGUCGCCAUCUUCACGGACAUGGUUUAUGACGAAUAUGAGAAUACUUCCGGUAUAUGUCUAGAGGUCUGGCCACGAGAUGAUUUCAGACAAGCAUUUAGCACCGCUCUCCUCAUUGCCACAUACGUUAUCCCUCUUCUGGUAUUAACCUUGACAUACGGACAUAUCAUUCUUAUUUUAGAUGUCAGACCACCUGGCGAGGAAUAUGAACAACUGAUGAGAAGACGUCGUGCUGUUAAAAGAAAGACAAUUAGAGUGUUUCUUCUUGCAUUCUUUGCUUAUGCUAUUUGCUGGCUCCCAAUCCACGCAAUCACGAUAGCUGGCGAUAUCAGCCCACAAAUAUACGACAGCAAGCUGGUGCACAUUCUCUGGCUGUUCGCUCAAUGCCUUGCCGUCAGCAAUUCCGCGAUCAGUCCUAUUAUUGUGCUUACUGCCGAAAGAAAAUUGCCAGCAAAAAUCAAGAGACAAGUUUGUUCACUAAACUCAGAUCGUAAAGGAAGUAUACCGGUGCGCAAAGCCUCGUUCAUGAUGUUAAUGUCAAGAAUAACCAAACGUAGAAGCACACAGGAGACAAGCGUAUAAGGAUCUAUCAGCACCAGCCGUGUAAAUGAGACCAUUUGAACAGUGCCCCAUAUCAAAUCUGCCUUGUGUUCGAUUUUUAGUCUUA